Molecule: messenger RNA, 826 nt
Organism: Myotis brandtii (Brandt's bat)
Lineage: Eukaryota; Metazoa; Chordata; Mammalia; Chiroptera; Vespertilionidae
Product: 60S ribosomal protein L17
Exons: 7
Coding region: 224-664 (146 amino acids)
Biological process (GO): cytoplasmic translation
Cellular component (GO): cytosolic large ribosomal subunit; ribosome
Molecular function (GO): structural constituent of ribosome
Source: RefSeq, a predicted model, not a curated record
UGACCCCUGAAGAUGGUUCGCUAUUCGCUAGACCCGGAAAACCCCACGAAAUCAUGCAAAUCAAGGGGCUCCAACCUCCGCGUUCACUUCAAGGACACCUUUGGAUUUACCAUGAAAACCAAUCAAUUCUGAGCAGCCGCCCUCUGGGUGUCGGUCAUGAGUGUGUCGUGACUGUCUUGAUGUUGACACCAACACGCGUGAAACUGCCCAGGCCAUCAAGGGCAUGCACAUUCGAAAGGCCACCAAGUACCUGAAGGACGUCACUCUGAAGAAGCAGUGCGUGCCAUUCCGCCGCUACAACGGUGGCGUUGGUAGGUGUGCCCAGGCAAAACAGUGGGGCUGGACACAGGGUCGGUGGCCCAAAAAGAGUGCUGAAUUUUUGCUGCACAUGCUUAAAAAUGCCGAGAGCAAUGCUGAACUUAAGGGUUUAGAUGUAGACUCUCUGGUCAUUGAGCACAUUCAGGUGAACAAAGCUCCCAAGAUGCGGCGUAGAACCUACAGAGCUCAUGGGCGGAUUAACCCAUACAUGAGCUCUCCCUGCCACAUUGAGAUGAUCCUCACUGCAAAGGAGCAGAUUGUUCCUAAACCAGAAGAGGAGGUUGCACAGAAGAAAAAGAUAUCUCAGAAGAAACUGAAGAAACAAAAACUUAUGGCCCGGGAGUAAAUUCAGCAUAAAAUAAAUCUAAGUAAAAAAGUAAAAGCAGAAUGUUGGUUGUCUUUAUUACUAAAUAUAUUUCAAGUGAUAAAACAAGUUUUCUGAUUAGAACUUAAAAAUAGAUUAUUCUGUUCUGUCAUUAAUUUGGGUCAUAAACAUGCUGUUUUGAAA